Carassius carassius (crucian carp) is the source of this 2171-nucleotide messenger RNA. RefSeq names its product major facilitator superfamily domain containing 1-like (gene mfsd1l). The record is from RefSeq and is a predicted model, not a curated record. The transcript is spliced from 13 exons. Gene Ontology annotation, molecular function: transmembrane transporter activity. Gene Ontology annotation, biological process: transmembrane transport. Lineage: Eukaryota; Metazoa; Chordata; Actinopteri; Cypriniformes; Cyprinidae. Bases 192 to 1646 code for a protein of 484 amino acids.
UAGUCGAUAGAAAAUCCGGAUCGACUGUUCCCGCAGUUUAACGCUUUUAAUCAUUUCAUCAUGAUUUAUAGAUCAUAAGAAAUCUCCGGCGCAUUCUGAAGAUCUCCACCUUUGUGGGUCACGUAAACAAAAAGAAUUGAGUCUGCUUUGUCGUUAUUUGGGAGGACUGUAGCGAUUUAUCUGAGCUCGAGAUGGCCAAAGCUGCAGAACAAGCCUAUUACCGCUUUGUGGUCCUGUUUUUUAACUGUAUGCUGACUUUCGGCUCUUAUUUCUGCUUUGACAUCCCCAGUGUCCUUCAGGAGCAGUUUCAGGGGAAUUUGACAUGUCCUAACGGGACGGUGAGUAACAGCACUGCUAAUGGCACAGGAGCGUGUGUGGAAGGAUUGGGAAUGACGCCACAGGAGUACAACCUGCUUUAUGCCAUCUACGCCUGGACGAAUGCUGUGGUGGUCAUCAUGGCAGGAUUCCUCAUUGAUAAGUUGGGAAACCGCUUUGGUGUUUUCCUGUUCUCCUUCCUGACUGUGCUGGGAUCAGCUAUCUUUGCAUUGGGGUCUCAUUUUAAGGGCACAACAUACUUGUUACCCCUCAUGCUGACCGGACGACUUCUGUUUGGUUCUGGAAAUGGAUCCCUGACCAUUGUCCAGAACCGUAUCACAGCGUUCUGGUUCCGCGGGAAGGAGCUGGCUCUGGCGUUUGGGCUGACCCUGGCCUUCUCCCGCUUGGGCUCGGUUCUGAACUUCUUCCUGACGCAGAGGUUUGAGUCUCAGUAUGGUAUGCAGUGGACGCUGUGGGGAGGCACGUUCCUGUGUGUUCUUGGCUUCCUGUCGGCUAUAACAGUCAGCGUUCUGGAUAAGAUGGGCAUGAAGCAGCUGGGAUUGGAUGGAGUGAUUCAGGAGGAGUCACGCAAAGUGAGAGUUCAGGAUGUGAAGCAUCUGUCUCUUAGAUACUGGCUGCUGGUUCUUACCAUCAUGUUCUUUUAUAAUGGCAUCUUCCCCUUCAUCGCUGAUGCCAGUAAGUUUAUCCAGGAUAAAUACAGUGGAUACAGUCAGAAGGAGGCGGCGUACAUCGCAGGAGCUGUGUAUGACAGUUCACUGGUGCUUUCUGCUGUCGUCGGCAUCCUCAUCGACAAUGUGGGGCUGCGCGGUGUGUUUGCGGUGCUCUGUGCCGUGUUGACGCUGCCUGUGUUUGGUCUGCUGGCCUUCACCUUCGUCCCUCCUCUCAUAUCUACCAUCUGGCUUGGCAUCACUUACUCAUUCGCUGCUGCGAGCAUGUGGCCGUCCAUCCCGCUGGUGGUUCCUCAAGCCACACUGGGCACAGCGAUGGGACUGGCCACAUCCGUACAGAUGAUCGGCAUCGGCAUUUCUAAUCUAGUGGUGGGACAGAUUCUGGGAACCAAAUCCAGUGAUGUUAAGAUCCCGUUGUGGAGAUGGCAAUACAUGAUGACCUUCAUGUUGGCCAAUACCAUCAGUUGCAUAGUCACCUCUAUCAUCCUCAACAUCGUGGACUACAGACAGGGAAGCACUCUGAAUAAGACGACCAAGAGGUCAGCGGCUCAGAGCGCUCCUGCUCAGACCGACAGAGAACCGCUGAUGAAUGAAGAGGACAAUGAGGAGAUCAACAACGCUCCAUCUAUCAACAGGACAUAGUGGAAUAGCUCACAGUCUGUGUCUCGUGUCAUUGGAUGUUACUAAAGGGAAACGCGUGCUUUCAGAAACGUGUCAUAUGGUGUUCAGUAUUAACGCUAACAGAAAGGUACCCUCAUUUGAAGAGUUUCACUUCUCAGGCCACUCCUUAAACUCUAUUUUUGACUACCAAGUUUAAUGUACUUCUUUCAAGAAUGUGAAAGAUCAGUAAAAAUUUCUUAUAAAUUAUGGAAGAUGGUGUGGAAAUAUUGACACUCUUCUGUUUUAUAACAUCAAACAAACAUCAGCUUUGUCAGUCUGUUUUCUUAUAAGCCAUUGUUUCACAAAUGAACUGUUAUUGUCCUACUAAUUUUGAGUUUGUCUGUAAAUGUAUUAUAUGUCAUGUCAUUGUCAGAUUCACGAAUCAUGAAAUGUUAACAUUGCCUUUAAACUUGCAUGGCUGCUUACAAAAGGAUUGAAUAAUAUGCAUUUUGCAAUUUUUAAGUUUUUUUUUUUAAUAAUAAAAAAAAAGUUUUGUGCCACUGAGAG